AUUAAGUCUAUUGCAUGGUAUUUUUUCAGUCAAUGACUUUUUUCCCUUUUCUUGUUUUUAAUAUGUGAUUUUAAAGGCCUGUUUGCUGCCAUCAGUUCUGUUCAUAAUUUACUAAAAACUCUCAAAUGAAUAAAUAUAUUUCAUAUUUAGUCCAACCGAGCUGAAGUUUCUGACCUCAGACGCUGGAAGAAGAAAAAUCAAGCUUGAUUCACCGGCUGCAGUAGCUCUACAGCGCCCUCUGCAGGUCACUUAUGGACACAGCAGCUCUAAACCGCUCUGUUGAAAUAAAAUAAAGUCAAACAAAAAUAAAAAUAAACCCAAGUAGGAAUUCACCGAUUAGAUUGAUGAUCCUAUGAAGGUAAUGUUUAGCUUCCCUGUUUUCACCUGAGAUAAAAACACAGUCCGCAGUGCUGACGUCAUCGCUCAGGUAAACAAGCCAGCCUCCACCUGUGGGUGCGGCUUCUGUCAAGCCCUGAAAACUGUUGGGCUGUUUCGGCAAUAGCCAGUUUAUUGGCGAAACACACAGACACUAUGCUGCCUUCACUGAACCACGGAGAAACCAGUUCCUCCUUUAAAGUUCCUCCUUCAGGAGCCCAAAGGAGAGGAAAUGUAGAGAAAUCGAUUAUAUUGAGGUUUUUACAACUUAGCGAACAAAUAAAGAUUAUUUACAGUCUGGUGACUCAUUAAAUUGAAGUGCAUAAGUUUAUUAGGGAGUUAAUUGUAUUUUCUUCUAUUUAAAGAGUUAAACUGUGAAAAAUGAUAAAAGUCUUUUAUUCAUUACUGACUUUAUCUCUGUUAUCUCAGUUAUUGUGGAGGUGAAAUACUUUUUUAAAAAGAUUUUUCAGAUUUCUUUAGUCGGUGUAACUUCAGAGUUUUGAGCGGACAGUGAACGCAGCAGAAGCUCCGCCCCCUCGGCAGGUGUACUCUACACCUUGUCCGGCUGGUUUCAUCAGGCGGAGACAAAUAGUUGCAGAAAGGAUGGCUCGCCUCGCGCUUUUCCUCCUCCUGGUUUGGACAGGAUCCCAGCUGGCUGGAGCUUUAGUCUUUGAGAUCCACAUCCGGGUGGUGGAAGGUCAGGCCGUCACGCUGCCGUGCCGCGCUCCCAACAUGGUGGACCCCAUCAAAUACCUGGAGUGGAGUCGACCCGACCAGAAGAUGUCCUACAUCAUCCUGUACCGAGACCAGCACUUCUACCCAGACUUCCAGGACCGGGCCUUCCGGAAGCGAGCCGACCUGCUGGACAAGGAGAUGAAGGAGGGCCAGGUGUCUCUGGUGCUGAGGAACACCUCGGCGGCCGACAACGGCGUGUACGAGUGCCGGGUGGUGCAGGCAGUGCAGGUGAUGGGGAACCGCAAGAAGAGAUCGGUUCUGAUCGCUGAGCCCAACAUGGUCAUCAAGCUGAGAGUCAGUCCACAAAAUCAAAUCCAUGACGACGACGCCGCAGCUGACGCCGACGCCGCCUGGCUGAACCGCAGGAGGAACCAGGAUGAAGACGUUGAUGAUGAUGACGACGUCCAGCAGUAUCUGGCCUUCCUGCUGCCGGUCGUCGCCGUGACGGUUCCUCUGCUGGCGCUGACCACAUGCAAGUUGUUCAGAUCUUUUCUGAUGAGCUACAGACCCGUCUCCAAGUGAUCCGAGGGACGAAGAACCAGGAGGAAAUGCUACUGACAACUUCCUGUUGGCUGUGGAGAGGAACGCUCUGCGACGCAAAAACUCCAAAUAUUACCAAGUGUUUUUAGUCCAGUUUCUCUGUGUACACCUGAAAUAAGACUAAACUAACUUAACAACUGUAUUUGAAGUGGUGAGCAUAAGACUGACAGGACAUUAUCAUAAAACAUGAAAGAGUCUUCGUGAGUGUUUAUGACGUUUCUAAUGCAAAGUUGGUACUUUUAAUGGACUUUUAAAGCAAUUUUGCAUAAAAUCUGUGAUUAUUUACUGAAUGACACUUCAUGACAACAUUCAUAAAGACUUCUUCAUGUUCAUAACAAGCAUAAUGUCAGCCAGUCUUAUGCACAGCCUUCCUAUAAAGUGCUACGCAACUUUUGAGGUAAAUCCAGAUCAGUCUUUCUCAAACUGUGGCUCCCGGACCACUGGUGGUCCGUGGGCGCCCCCUCAAGGUCCGUCAGGUUCAGCAUGUAAACAACCAAUUAUUUUAAGUGCAAUGCUACAGCUAGCUUACCAAAGGAUUGUGUUUGAAAAUAAUAAUGGAUAAAAGGCUAAAGACCAGGCCACUAAAAAUAAAGCUUGAAGAUACCGGUGGAAAGCUCCUCAGGGUGAAUUACAGAACUUUUGUACUUUUUUAUGACACAGACAUGCAGAUCUCAGCCUGGGGCUGCGCUGCGUGCGACAUGACGAGACGCUGCGCCCCACGCUGACUACCUGCAUCGUAACAGCUAGAAUAAAAUUAUUUAUGUUGAACUUUCUACUGGCUGAAGAAAAUAUUUGUUUUGCCAAGGCAACUCAAAUCUAUUUUCUUUUAUUAUCCUUCUAAAGUACAAAUAGCCAAGUUUUUAAUGCGCACAUGACACUUCUAGUAAAUAACGUUUUUGAUUUCCAUGUAUUUUUUAUUAUUGGAAAUCUUAGAAUCCACACAUUAAGAAUCUGAAAAUAACUCAAAACGCCCCGAAUCGACGUAUUCAUGGUUUCCUUGUGGCCAGUCACAUUUACAAAGCAGCGCCACCUUCAGAUGAGGAGGAACAAAGACAAUGAUUAAGAGACGAAUCUUUUGAUUUCAGGUUUAUGCGUUAAGAUGUCGUGUUGUUGAGGGUUAAUUUGAGAUGCGAUGGUCUGUGAGUGUUUGUUAAAUACGUCCAGUGAUCCUCAGCCUGAAAACGUUUGAGAAACGCUGAUGUAGAAUCUUGUUUUAAGUCAAUCAUUUCUUAGUAUUGAUUUUAAAAUCUAUUGAUUCCACUGGCAGAUUAUUUCCCUUAUAAGUGAACUAGUGCUUAUUUUAUAUUAAGGAAUGACUGACCUAAAACAAGCUGCUGAAACGUUACUUGUAAGUUAGUUUUGUCUUAUUUCAGCUCUGCUAGGAUAUUUGCACUACAAACCACUAAACACUUGUUAAUAUUUUGUGUUUUUUCACUUCAGUCUGGGUUUUGGUAAAGCUGCUCUGGAAUUUCUCGUCUAGUUUACUUGAUUUUUUUACUACAUUUGGUUCAGAGAAACGUUUUAUGUUGAAGGUUCUUUAAUGAUUCUACGUAUUUCAUGAAGAUGCUUCUAUUACUUUGGAUCGGGGAUGUGCGCAGGCGCCGCACCGCUAUGCAUUCUGGGAAUAUUGUGGCCUGACCAGCUGUGUUUUGAUAAAACGGUUUUGCACUGAGAUGAGGAGAUGUUUAACCGUAUGGAAAUCAGAAACACUUUUACUGUCAGGUCUGAUGAUUGUUGGUGGUUGGAGUGAGAGACGCAGUGGCGGGAAAAAAAGAGAAUAUUAAGAUUAAACUAGACAAAUGAUUUUAUUGGUAGAGAAGUGAUGAGCUGCGAUUUGGCAGUAAGAGGCUUUUACAGAGUUUUCUUUAAGUGGACCAAAUUUUAUACUUGUAAAAACAGGAGAAUGCAGACGGUGUUUUGAGAGCUGCUAUUUCUGUUUCAAACCCUUAAAAUACGCAAGUUUCAUGCUGUUUGGUGUUUCUGUUUUUUAAUAUGUUCCCGUCUGUAAAAGAAGCCUCCAGCCUCCAGCAGACAUCCUGUGCUGUUUACUGAGAGCUGUGUGUGUUUUGUCUCUGGUUGCAGAGCAUGUGUCGAUGUGAAUGAGAGCUAAACAAACAGACUUCUUCAGAUCCGGGAUAAUCUCCGUGUUCAUUGGUUUGUCUGUUUUUGGGAUUUAGUGAAACGUCUGAUUAGGUGAUCAAACCUCAGGGAUAAAAACGUGAUUUUCUCCUCAUGAUGUUGAAGCAUCUUAAUGAUGGUAAACUGCUCAGCUGGAAACAUGAACUUAUUAAAGCUAAGCAAAGUUGAAAAAUAGUUAUUUUCUGUGUUUAUUCAUAUUUCUGGUAUCUAAAGUAUUGUUUGGAGUAUGUCUCUAAAACAAUGAGACAGUGAAAGUGUUAGGAUUGAGGACAUCACUGAUGUUUUUCUUCUGCUUGUCUUUUGUUGACUUUAUUAAUUUUUCACUCCCAGCUACAGAACCUUAAAGAGACUUUUACAGGAAAAAUAAUGAUCUAAUUUGUAUGGAGUUAACUCCGUAGAGUCGUGAAAAUUUAAAUUUAAGGGGAAUUAAACUUUUGCAUUUCACUUCUUUUCAAAGCUUCCUCAAAUUUUUUCAUGUUUGUAUUUAAACUCAGCUGGUUUUUCUCUAAAUCAAACAUUUGUUUUGUUAUUAAUCAGAUCAGAAAUAUCAAAACCCAAC
Molecule: messenger RNA, 4348 nt
Organism: Xiphophorus hellerii (green swordtail)
Lineage: Eukaryota; Metazoa; Chordata; Actinopteri; Cyprinodontiformes; Poeciliidae
Exons: 4
Coding region: 979-1632 (217 amino acids)
Biological process (GO): regulation of cytokine production; T cell receptor signaling pathway
Cellular component (GO): external side of plasma membrane
Molecular function (GO): signaling receptor binding
Source: RefSeq, a predicted model, not a curated record